CGCAUCAAAACAAAAUCAUCGCGAAUUUACUCGAGUGCGGUCGGUCAAAAAAAACUAUCGGUCUCGAAAAAUAAUGAAAUUUAUAGUGAAAAUAUAUGUGCAACUUAUGAAAAAUUGGUGUUUAAGCUGGGCUAUUGCUGACUGAAAUAAGGUGUCAACUCAUGUUCCGUGUGGAUGGAUUCCGGAGUUAUUUCAUCCUCGUUUGGUCCCUCCAGGCUUGGGAUAUCCAAACUAUCAUCGGUGAUGGGUUCCUGGACGACGUGCGGAUUAUUUUCAUCAACUAUAAGGCAGAAAAUAAUAUUUCGCUGAGUGUCUAUAGAAUUGCCUUCGAACUGGGGAUUACUACUAGGCUUGGAAAUGUCGAUCCCUUCACUCGUCGUUGGCCGGAUGCCAAACGCCUCCCAAAAGUCGUAGCCACAGAUGAGAUCUUUCGAUAUCUCGGGGAUUACUACUGUCGGAACGACCUUUGUCUUCCCAUCGAAUGUGAAGGGUUAAACCUGUUUAUUAAGUCGAGAGAACUGAUGACCGAUAUGCUUGCGCCGGAAUCCAGCAGACCCGUGACUUCGGUGCCGAGAAUUUGCACGGUAAUAUGUGGGCAGGAAACUGAAAUCGAUUCCAUUCGUUUAUCGGAAAACACCUACACGGAUGGAGCGGACAAUUCACCAGACUGCAUCUGCGUGCCCAAUAACCUUUGUCGCACCGCAAUCACCGGGGAACGAGCAAGGGAUAGUCUUUGCGGCGUUGAGCAGAUCUGCUGCCGAAAGCACCAAAUCAUUUCCCAACAUCAUUCCCACGUCUCAACUGUACCUCCUCGACCCGUCGAACCUGUAACACCAAUCGCCUUGCACGCCGCGGUACCUGCAAUAGAUCUUCCAGUCGUACCAGAAGCCCCGAACCAAUCACUGCUAUUGGAAAUAUCCGCACUCCUGCAGGAGCUAAACAGCCAUGAACACCCCUUGGAACCCGAUGCCGAGUUUAUUUUUCAAACUACACCUCCUGUCCAAAUCUCCACCCCAGGUCUUCCAUCGACUACAACGCCGUACAAGCCGAUAGUUUUCUCCGAUUCACGACCUUAUUCGGAAAAAAGUGAAACAACCUCAUCUUCGAUUAGAACGCCAUCAGUUCAUGCGACUUCUACUGCAGCUCCGCCGAGACCAGCAAAAGCUAAAAAGUGUGGACAGCGCCGACUUGCUAUUGCAAGUCGCAUUCAUUUCCAGGAAUCGGAUGAAAGCAUCGAAGAUCCCCUCGAAGGAACGGCAAACUUCGGUGAGUUCCCUUGGUCGGUCUACCUGGAGGAGCGAAUUGGUAACGGCAGUUUCCUGUAUAAAUGCGGCGGUGCAUUGGUCACGUCCAAUGCUGUGGUAACCGCGGGUCACUGCAUUGCUAAUGCACGCGAUCAACCAGAGCGGUUUCAGAUCGUAGCAGGUGACUGGGACCGUCGUCAUAGUCAAGAAAGAUUGCCAAGCCAGAGGCGAGUCGUCAGUCGUAUUUUCCUCCAUCCAGACUAUUACUCGGGUUCGCUGUACAAUGAUAUCGCAGUUUUGAUCCUGGAUGUUCCUUUGGAUGAAUCCUUUUCGAAUGUGGGAAAUGUUUGUCUCCCAACGCAAGCAAGCGAUUUCAAAGAUGGGAACUGCGUGUUGACCAGUUGGGGAGCAUCUCCGUCAAGUCCUGCGCAAGAGGAAUCUAUUCUACGGUUUGUUUCUAUGCCUCUGAUCGAAGGCUCCAGUUGUGAGGAGCGACUGAGGUCUAAUUCUACAUUAGGCAGACGGUUUCGGAUGCACAAGAGCUUUCUGUGCGCUGGAGGGAAAGCUGGAUUAGAUUCAUGUAAGGGUUCCGGUGGUAGCCCUUUGGUGUGUGAACGAAACGGUUCUCAUGUGCUAGCUGGAAUUUUGUCCUGGGGAGUGAGUUGUGGAGAAGGUGUUCCGGUAGUAUUCACAAAUGUGGCCUUCCAAGCUGAAUGGGUGAGGAGAAAAAUUGAUAAUUUAGAUGACAAUAUUGUGUACUUUGUUUAGGAAUGUAUAUAACUUAAGGAAUGUUUGAAGAAUACAUGCAAAACACCUAAAGGCAUGUUUUGUUUCAAUAGAAUAAUUUUAUUUCAAGAAAAAAUAUCGUGAUAUAUUAGAAUAUAAUUUGAAGUAUUCAUAAAAAUAACAAUAAUAUAUAAUACAUUUGGCUCUCUGGUCUAAUGAAUAAAAAUGCUCUUUAUAGUAAACGUAUAAAACAUCA
This is a messenger RNA of Armigeres subalbatus, 2226 nucleotides long. RefSeq names its product phenoloxidase-activating factor 2-like. NCBI's taxonomy places the organism in Eukaryota, Metazoa, Arthropoda, Insecta, Diptera, Culicidae. Bases 162 to 2012 code for a protein of 616 amino acids. The transcript is spliced from 6 exons. Gene Ontology annotation, biological process: proteolysis. Gene Ontology annotation, molecular function: serine-type endopeptidase activity. The record is from RefSeq and is a predicted model, not a curated record.